Messenger RNA from Bombina bombina (fire-bellied toad), 4635 nucleotides. RefSeq names its product transmembrane protein 255A (gene TMEM255A). The transcript is spliced from 9 exons. The record is from RefSeq and is a predicted model, not a curated record. Lineage: Eukaryota; Metazoa; Chordata; Amphibia; Anura; Bombinatoridae. Bases 214 to 1185 code for a protein of 323 amino acids.
UGCGCAGCUUGUCCUGUAGGACACCAUCGUGCUGUCAUGAUGGUCAGCGUUAGUAUGGGAGUAUGCUUAGAUCGGAUACUGUGCCAGUAAAGCAGGAUUUCCCUCCAGCUCAUAUGGAUACUAUGUCCCGGGGAUUCCCUCUGCACUUUUGCAUUUACACGCGGCUGCUUGGCUAAUUUUUACAGCAUAGAAGCGGGACAUUCUCCCUGCAGUAUGCUGACUCAGCAGCAGUCCCUCCGCACUGAGAUCCCAGCAGACUCAACGGGUUCAUUUAAUAAAAGAAGACGGAAAUCAAUUUUUGUUACUGUGACUCUUCUUGUCAUAUCCAUACUAAUUUUUACCGUGGGCCUGGCUGCCACAACGAGAACUGAAAAUGUGACAGUGGGAGGCUAUUAUCCAGGAGUAAUUCUUGGGUUUGGAUCCAUACUUGGAAUAAUUGGAUCAAAUUUAAUAGAAAAUAAAAGACAGAUGCUUGUUGCAUCAAUAGUUUUUAUCAGCUUCGGGGUAAUUGCAGCAUUUUGUUGUGCGAUUGUUGAUGGUGUUUUUGCUGCAAGGCAUCUAGAUCUCAGACCUCUUUAUGCCGGGAAAUGUGGAUACUAUUCCAGUACAUAUAAUGACCAUACAACAGAGGUGACUUGCCAGCCAAACCCACGGGGGCCCUGUGUGCUGACUAUAAAAAGUAACACGUGUUAUUGCUGCGAUCUUUAUAAUUGUGGAAGGAUUGGGAUUUCUAGUAUUUAUUAUGAGUACAUGGAUGUAAAUAGCUGCCAAGAUGUUGUUCAUCUCUAUCACCUGCUCUGGUCGGUAACUAUAUUAAACAUUAUGGGCCUCUUCCUUGGAAUAAUUACAGCUGCUGUUCUCGGUGGAUUCAAGGAUAUGAGCCCUAGCAUACAAGCCAUCAGCUGCGUGGAGGAGACCCCCCGCCCUACAGUGCAAUACAACACAAGACCUCCUGUGCCGUCUUACAACACAUACUACCACAGCACUCCACACCUGCCACCGUAUACUGCCUAUGACUUACAGCAUUCCAAUAUCUUUCCGGCUUCUACCCCAUCUGGGUUAUCAGAUGAUCCAAAUUCUACAUCACAGUCUGCGUCUAGCUUCAUGUGGCCAUCAAAUGCACCCCCUCGCUAUUCACCUCCCUACUUCCCACCAGAUGAAAAGCCACCUCCUUAUACACCGUGACAGUCAUGGACAACUCAAUUCUACAAAAUGUUCAGGCAAAUGCUGGCCAAAAGAUGCAGAUUUUUAUACCUGAAUCAUAUACAAAUAAGCAAAACAAAUGUAUGGACUAAGAGAAGGAUAUAUAAAUAACCGCUGCCAAAACUUUUAGAAAUGUGUGAUUUCACUUGAGUGUGCUAGAAAACCAAGCUUGAUUAGAAUUUCUGGGGGUUCCAAGUAAGACAAAAAGCUGGAGCCCCUAAACUUACACAAAUACUCCAUUACUUAUUUAUCCAUGCUUUACCUUUACCUUACAACGCUACACCCUGUUUACAUAUACAAAUAUUUUAUGGUGAGGAUGAACAACUAUGUUUUCACACUGAGGCUCUGGUUAACUAUGCGGAUCAUGGAUACUUCUAUAUACUAGGUAGGACUCUAAAAUGUGACUUCAUUUUAAUUUCUUUAUUUUUAUUAAGAUAGGGCAUCUCUAGGGAGGUAUAUAGGCUGUCUUGGUAGUUAAAUUAAGGCUAAUAUUGGCGUACACAACACAGCAAAAAAGCUUUCCAUGUAAAGCAAUGGUAAGUUAAAUUUACCCUUUGUGUUCAGUACUCCAAAUCAUAUACCUGGAGAGUAUUAAAUCUCUUUCUUACCUCUAAGAGCCAGAAGUAAAUACUCCUAGUUUAUUUAUGCACAGCAACAAUACCUACUCCUUACACUUUGUUGUAAUAUUAGAUACAAAUAUUAAACACAAUAAUUUAGUGGUUGUGAGCCCAACCCCUGCCCCCCCUCAUACAAACUUUGUGUUAUGUGGUGAUGAUUUAAAUAAAAUAAACAAGUCUGUAUGAUGGGCCUUUAUAUACCCCAUGAUAUUUACCCCUCUUUCCAGGUAUGUUCAUGUGAUUGCCACCAUAAAACAUGGGGGUCGAUCAACAGCCGUAUCUAAUGUUUUUCUACAUAAAACCACCAUUAAAGUCUGUGGAGAUUCUUUGUAGAUAAAUAAUUUGAUAAACUUUUCUAAUGGAUUGUGAUCUGCCCCAUAGUGUUUUGUGGUACUCCAAUUUCCAACUCAAACUCAACUUACCCACUAAAAAUGCUAUUUUAUAUUUUUUAGCCUACAUUAUACAGUUGAUCAUUUGUGAGGCCUAGUACUAUUUUCCCACCUUUAUAUGGAAAUUAAACCUUCAAAUUUAGCAUGAUCCAUAUCACAGCUCAGAUUAAGGAUGGCUCACUAAGCAUUUACUCUCAUUAAAGGGACAUUAAACUGCUGGGCACAACUGCUUUACUCACCAUACUAUUGUUUUUCCUCUUGAGACUGCAGCUGUAUUCAAAGCCGUUCUCUUAUUUUAACCCUUUACUAGUGCUGGUUAGUGAAACUCUGCAUCUUCACACUGGGUGCCACCAUCUUGGAGUUGAAGCAUUCAUGCACUGUGAUAGAAGUAGCGCACAUUAACAGAUCUGUGAUAUCUUCUUGACAAGCAUUUCUGUGCACUUCAGUUAAGAUUGCACAAUACAGAACGGGAGCUGUAUGUUUUGCAGUGGCUGCAUUUCUCUAUAUUAUUCCUGAGGGCUUUUUAUAUUUGUUAUGUAACUUUUAAACUGUGUAAAAAACAAACUGGAAAUAUGUGAAGCUUCUUUUGUGCAAGAUAAUCCAAAGUGCAAGGUACACAGUAUCAUCACAGAUUUGUGUAUUUCUAUCACAGGAUGCAACAAUACAUGAGCUACAAGAUGGCGGCACCCAGUAUAAAAUGCAGAGCUUUAACAACUGGCUUCUGUAAUGAGUCAAAAGAGGAGAAAGGCUUUAACCCUUUAAGGACACAGCUUUCAGUUUGCUCAAUUGUUUUAAGACGGAAAUAUUCCGUCAUAUGUCCUUAAGAGGUUAAACAAAGCUGCAGGUACAGGAGGGAAAACACUACAUGGUGAGUAGUAACCAACCUACUGUAGUUGUACUCAGCAGUUUCAUGCCCCUAAAAGGGCCGUUAUAUUGCAAAAAUUCCAUGCCCUAAUUUGUUAGAAUUUGCAAUUUUAGUACUAGCAACACUGUAAGUCUAUAUGUAUAACCUCUGCAGAUGGGUUAAACACAAAGUUAAAGUUGUGUUGAGACCGAGGGUUAAACACACAGACUUGUGAGGUCACUAGUGCUACAAUAACGUGCUCUAAUGAAUUAGAACUUGUCGUUUUUGCACUAUAACGGCCCUUUAAUUAACCAAAGUGGUACCACAAAUUGAUUAACUCUUAUCUUGAUCAAAUAGAUGUCAGGCUGCUCUAUAUGCUCUAUAUUGUGUCUUCAAACAAGCUAGUGUAUAAUUAUAUGGUAUUGUUAUGUCGUUAUAUUAUUUCUGUAUUACGAUUUUUUUCCUUUAAUUGUGGUAGACUUUGAGGAAAAAAGCUCUAUAAGAAUUAAAAAAAAAACCCCUCUAUUAUUGAAAUUUGAGAUGGAUAAUGUCUAACUCAUAUUACCACUCAACCAAAGAUAAGUGAGUAGUGUGAGUUACACCAGAAAGUACAAUACAAUACCUAUCAAUGCCAUAAUAAACAUAUAAUAAAGUGGUUAUAGUAUCUUCUAAAAUAGAUGCCCUUUAGCAAAUAAGGACUAAGGGGCCGAUUUAUCAACUGUCUGUCCGACUUGAUCCGCUUAGCGGAUCAUGUCCGACAGACAUCGCUGAAUGCCAACAGCAUAGCUUGUCAGCAUUUAACAUUGCACAAGCAGUUCUGGUGAACUGCUUGUGCAAUGUCGCUCCCUGCAGAUUCAGGGCCAAUCGGCCGCUAGCAGGGGGUGUCAAUCAACCCGAUCGUAUAGGAUUGGGCGGAUUGAUGUCCGCAGCCUCAGAGCAGGUGGUCGAGUUAAGGAUCAGCGGUCUUAAGACCGCUGCUUCUUAACUGCUGUUUACGGCGGAAGGCUUGCACGGAAUCAGGGGCCAAUUAUUCUCCAAAAAAAAUGUUCUCUCCCAUCACUGCUCCUACACUGCAAGAGGAUAUCAUGCAACAUCUGUGCCUCGUACAACUAUGAAAUUGAUGCAUCAUUAUUUAAUGAAUAUCACUGUGAUUACCAACUGAUUCAUUGUAAUACUUUAUAUUGUUAUUUAUUUUUGUAAUGUUAGCUUAUAGAUGUGUAGUGUUUAAGAGUGUAGUUUUUAGUUUGGUUUACAAAAUAAUGGACUCUAUUACACACUAAUCCCAUUUUACAACAAAAAUUCAAGUCGUAUUUUGUACAUAAGAAAGAAAACAAAAGUGUAAUGUACAUUAUAAAAUGUAUGGAAAAAAUGGCUGAGACAACAUCAUAAAAUGAAGUCAAUUUGUUUAAUUAACAAUGUAGUAAAUCUUGUGAAUAGAGUUUAUAGUGUGUUAUAUUUUGGUGUUACUUUAUUUUUCACACUUUUAUUCCAUUUGUACAUAUGAUGUUUAUCGAUCUCAAGUUAAAUGUACAAUACGAAUAAAAUAAAUUAUAUUCAAUUAAAAUUUUAGAUAAAAAGUGAA